AUGGACUUGUCUAAGCCGAUUCUAAACGAAGAGAUUUGGUCGCUCUCCAGGGAACAAUACCCCUCAACCACGCCAGAAGCUUUUCGGUUGCAUUAUGACCGAGCACGUUCAAUGUGUCGGAACAUUGGUACGCCUAAUCCCAAGUUCGGUGGCUCAAUUGCGAUUUAUGACAUCCAUGAUCUCUCUCCAAAAUUCUGGGCCUUCCAUUUCGAUUUGAUCGCUACCCGUGACAUGACUGCUUUCAUCAUUGCUACUAUUCAUCUAAACCUCUGCAUCGGGACUCUGAGCUCAUUCUUCACAACUCGUCCGGAUUUAUCGAAUUUGCUGGACGACCUGCUGAGUUUUAGGACAUGUGGUGAAUUCAUGCUGACAGAGGUUGGACACGGCCUGGAUGCCCGCAAUCUAGAGACCGCUGCGACGUUGUUGCCAAAUGGCUGCUUCGACUUGCACAGCCCAAACGAGUCGGCUUGGAAGGCGAUGCCGCCGUCGACUCCCCUGUGUGGCAUGCCACGCGUGGCCAUAGUGUUUGCUCGACUUAUCGUGGGCCAUGACGACCAUGGCGUGAAGCCUUUUGUUGUGGAGCUUAAUGACUCACAGCAAAUGCGCAGGGGCAUUACAUCAAGGAUCCUCCCCGUACGACCAGGCACAAAACCACUGGACCAUGGCAUAACGAGCUUCGACCACGUCCUUCUGCCACCAACAGCCCUCUUAGGGUCCGAAGCCAAACCAGAUGACGCCCGACGCGACUUUCUGCAACAGAUCUGGAGGGUCUCCAUCGGCACACUGUCGCUUUCGAUUAUGGGUGUGUCGGCCCUCAGGAUCGGAAGUCGCGUUGCUCUCACCUACAGUCGGCGCCGACUCAUCACAACGGGCGACGGGGCAGCAAAGGUGCCCAUUCUACGCUUUAGUACUCAGAGGUGGCCCAUUGUUCGAGGAUUUGUAAAGUCCACCGUACUUAGAGCAUUUGCCGAAUGGACCAUCGACCGGUUCUGUAGUAAAACACUGAGUGGCAGUGUUCGGCAAGCAUUAGCCGUGGUUUUCAAGACGUCAGUUGGGCGGGAGACAAAGCUUCUCACCGAACUUUCUGAGCGCUGCGGGUGGCAGGGCCUGUUUGCCUAUAACCAAAUUAGCGAGCUCGCACUGACCUUCCAGGGCAACUCUAUUGCUGAGGGCGACACUCUGGUGUUAUGUAUACCGCCGCGUUCAGGUCUGGGAUCCGAGCUGCUGGGAGACAAGUACUCGCUGCCGGAACCGCAAGAUCCACUCGCUCCUCUGGCCAAACACGAGCUCGGGUUGAUUGCAGAAGCCAGGCAGGAAAUGAUUGAUCUCGGUGGAUAUGGGGAACGUCGCAGCGCAGCAUUCAACAACAACAUUGUGCCGCGGUGCAGAAAACUCAUAGAAGCAAUAGGCGAAAGAAUGGCAUAUGAAGCUGCGAGAGCCCGCGGGGUGCAACGGGAACUGCUCCACCUGUACGCGCUUCUCUGUAUGGAGGAAGAUCUGAGUUGGUACACCGGAAGCGGCGUCAUUACGAGGAAGCAGUUCUUCAAGUCUCUGGUGGAGGCGUACAAGGCGGUCCUCCCGCUCUUGCUACAAUUUGCUGACAAUACUGCAGAAGCAGCCUACAUAACUGCACCGAUAAUGUCCGACGAGUCAUGGCGCAUUUUUCUACAGACACUCCAGUCCUUCGGACACAGUGAUCCUUCUGCGUCCCUGGAAACAUCAAGCAAGCUCUAG
This is a messenger RNA of Metarhizium robertsii ARSEF 23, 1734 nucleotides long. Its product is annotated as Acyl-CoA dehydrogenase/oxidase. Gene Ontology annotation, molecular function: fatty acid binding; acyl-CoA oxidase activity; FAD binding. Lineage: Eukaryota; Fungi; Ascomycota; Sordariomycetes; Hypocreales; Clavicipitaceae. The record is from RefSeq and is a predicted model, not a curated record. Gene Ontology annotation, biological process: fatty acid beta-oxidation using acyl-CoA oxidase; lipid homeostasis. The transcript has 4 exons. Gene Ontology annotation, cellular component: peroxisome. The coding region runs from base 1 to 1734 and encodes 577 amino acids.